AUGGCAAAGCUCCAGGAUUAUAUCUUGGAAACUGAAUGCUUUUUCCAUGGUGAAGAUCCCAUCUCUGCAAAGACAAUUCCAGAUGAUGAGAUUCUUGACAAUGAGAACCAGGAAAGAUUGCUCCAGAUAGAGACAGAGCUCAUGGAUUUUGCUUCAAUUAGUCAGCAUUCAGUGAGCGGCAGCCCUGGGAGUUCCUUGGAAAAAGAACUGAGUCCAGGAAUGGUUAAAGCAACAGAAGAGAAAGUUUUGAAUGAAGCCCAGGGAGAGUUGAUUGAAGAAACCAGUAUAACUGAUCUCUUGAUGAUGGGAGCUGAAGCUGUUGAAGCGCGAAAUCAUGUUCUGUCUUCAGCCAUUAUUGCAAAACUCAACAAUCUGUUAAGUGAAGGGGAAAAUUGCGAUAAUCCUUUUCAUCGGCUGGCUUUGUUCUUCACUCAGGGCCUCUUUUAUAAGAGCAUUGAUGCUCCUGAUAAAUUCCAGGAGCCUGUUGCUAAACAGGAAGACAUUUUGGCCACUUUCCAGGUGCUCCAGGAACUCUCCCCAUAUGUUAAAUUUGCUCAUUUCACAGCCAACCAAGCAAUCCUGGAAGCCACAGAGGGUGAUGCAGAAAUUCAUGUCAUUGAUUUCAAUAUCAUGGACGGGAUUCAAUGGCCGCCUUUGAUGGUUGAUCUUGCAUCAAGAAAGAAUGUUGUUUCUCUUAGAGUAACAGCCAUCAUAACUGACUGGGAAACUUCAGUAAAUGUUCAGCAAGCAGGAAGAAGACUUAAAGAAUUUGCAGAAUCAAUCCAUUUUCAAUUCACAUUCGAUCAGAUGCCAAUGAUGACUGACAAAAAUUUUCAAUCACUCGAAGCCGGCCACACUCUGAUAGCCAAUUGCAUGAUGCAUCAGCUUCACAUCCCUAAAAGAAGCCGCUUACUGGUGAAAACUUUCAUUGAUGGUGUGACAAAACUCUCACCAAAAAUUCUCAUUUUAGUGGAGGAAGAACUUUUCAAUUUUACAAGAACUCCGUCAAUGUCAUUUGUGGAAUUUUUCUGUGAGGCCGUCCACCAUUAUACAGCACUUUCUGAUUCACUGGUAAGCAGUUUUUGCAAGAACUCUGAAGCAGGAUUAAGGCAGAUAGAAAAAGUGUUUCUGGGGAUCAGAAUUCUGGACACUCUGAGCCAAUUUCCUUCUUCAGAUGAAGAGAAAAUGCAAUGGGGAAAAGGGUAUGACUGUUUACGAGAAUUCAAGCCCAUAACUAUGAGUUUUUGCAACAUUUCCCAGGCGAAGUUCCUGGCGAGCCUCUUCAGAGGAGGCUAUUGGGUACAAAAUGAGAAGUGGAAGCUGACUCUGUGCUGGAAAUCUAGGCCUCUGACCACAGUUUCCAUUUGGGUGCCAAUUUCAACAUCAAGGUGAUGACACAGUUGAAGCCCACUUGAUUUGUCAACUUAUGAAAAUAGAUUUGAAUGGUUUAGGUAUCGCUUGUUCAUAUGUGAAUUUCUAGUUAGUUGUGCUUCGCGUGAUUAGUUGCAACUUGCCACCAUCUUUAAGUAUUGUUCAU
Mangifera indica (mango) is the source of this 1537-nucleotide messenger RNA. Its product is annotated as protein NODULATION SIGNALING PATHWAY 2-like. The transcript has a single exon. Gene Ontology annotation, biological process: regulation of DNA-templated transcription. The record is from RefSeq and is a predicted model, not a curated record. The coding region runs from base 1 to 1392 and encodes 463 amino acids. Gene Ontology annotation, molecular function: DNA-binding transcription factor activity; sequence-specific DNA binding. Lineage: Eukaryota; Viridiplantae; Streptophyta; Magnoliopsida; Sapindales; Anacardiaceae. Gene Ontology annotation, cellular component: nucleus.